Helianthus annuus (common sunflower) is the source of this 3241-nucleotide messenger RNA. RefSeq names its product protein PAT1 homolog. NCBI's taxonomy places the organism in Eukaryota, Viridiplantae, Streptophyta, Magnoliopsida, Asterales, Asteraceae. The coding region runs from base 309 to 2741 and encodes 810 amino acids. The record is from RefSeq and is a predicted model, not a curated record. The transcript is spliced from 5 exons. Gene Ontology annotation, molecular function: RNA binding. Gene Ontology annotation, cellular component: P-body. Gene Ontology annotation, biological process: deadenylation-dependent decapping of nuclear-transcribed mRNA; P-body assembly.
ACAAUCGUUGAAAAUCAAGGGUUUUCUUUCCCGUUGGACCUUUUUAUUAUGUCGUUCGCCGUCGUUUAUCUACGAACCACUUAUUAUUAUUUUCUUACUCUAAUAAUCCAACAUAUCUCCAUUUCUUUUCCCCUAAUUCUUCUUCUCAAACCCUAAAUCGAUCUAGGGUUUCCUACCUUAAUCAAUCAUCUUCUUCCCUUUAGGGUUUAUCGAUUAUUUAUAGUUCAGAAUCCUAUUCUUCUUAUCAAUUUUCGUGUUUCGUUUCGUUUCGUUUCUUCUGGAUUCACAGUGGAAGAAGAACUUGCAACAUGGAGAGAUUCGGAGGAGGUGGUGGUGAUACUCUACAACUUGAUUCGAAUUCAUCAGGUGGUGCUGUAUUUGAUGCGUCACAGUAUGCGUUCUUUGGUAAUGAAGUGCUUGAAGAAAUUGAGUUGGGAGGGCUGGAGGAUGACGGAGAUCUUUUGGAAGCUAAGUUUGAGGAUGAUGAGCAUCUGUUGGAACAGGAAGAGGGUGUGUUUCCAGGAAUUGACGAUCUUUCGACAACAUUUUUGAAGCUCAACAAAGAUGGCAUGGGGCCAAGUGUUGGAGGUUUUGGUGACCGAGGAUCCAGAGAAACUUCAUCUGCAGCUGACUGGGCACAGGGAGGAGACUACACUAACUGGGUGCUUGAUCAAGAUAAUUUCGAAGCAGAAAGGGGUCAACAACAAACCAAUAAAUGGUCAAACGCUUCGUUUCCUCUUCAAGAUCCAUCAACGCUUCUUCACAGAACAUCAUCCUAUGAAUCAAACCAAUAUCUUCACAGAACAUCAUCGUACCCUGAGCAACAUCAACAACACAACCUUAACCAGCACCUGAUAGAUGAAUCAAAGAAUCUUCAUAGAACAUCAUCUUACCCUGAACAGCAGCAACACCACCACCUUGGUCAGCAGCAUUUGCCUUUCUCUAGUGAACCGGUUCCUGUUCCUAAAUCAUCCUUCAUUUCAUACCCUCCUCCAGGUGGCGGUGGGUCCCCCCAAUUUUCACCAAAUCAUCAAGCACGCUAUCUUAACCCUCUCUAUCACCCCACUGGACCCCAGACUGGACCCCAGACUGGACCAUCGUUUUCCAGUAUAUCUCCGCAGCUUCAGAUGGGUGGGGUGCCACAUGGAUCACCAUUUGGCGGGAAUUUUAAUCUGCCUCAGUUUCGUCCUCCUGCUCCACCUGUCAAUAACAGGCUACAAAACCAAUUUGGCGGGAAUUUGCCUGAUCUUUCAAAUGGUAUGAUGCAACAACAUUUCACUCACAAUAACAGUAUACCGCCUCAACAACACAGGAUGCACCAACAAUUUCAGCCGCCUUUUGGUGGUCAUUUAUCCGGGAUGCAGCCACUAAUGAACCAGCAUCCACCUUUAAUGAAUCAUUUUGAACCCCUUGGGAUUGGUUCAAGAGAUUUGAGACCUAAGUCAAUGGUCAAAGGUAGACCGGGUCAGGGCCCGAGGGGCUUUGACACCAGCGGAUGGCCACAGUUCAAAUCAAAAUACAUGACAUCUGAUGAGAUUGAAAAUAUUCUCAGAAUGCAACUUGCUGCUACACACAGUAAUGAUCCUUAUGUAGACGAUUACUAUCACCAAGCAUGUUUAGCAAACAAAUCUAGCGGUGCAAAAUUAAGACACCAUUUUUGUCCCACCCAAUUAAGGGACUGCCCAUCCAGAGCCCGUGCUGCUAACGAACCACAUGCAUUUCUUCAAGUUGAUGCUUUGGGCCGGAUCUCUUUUUCCUCCAUACGCCGUCCCCGCCCACUUCUUGAAGUUGACCCACCAAAGUCAACUACUAGUGGGAUCACUGAUCAGAAAUUGUUGGACAAACCUUUGGAACAAGAACCUAUGCUUGCAGCUAGAGUCACAAUUGAAGACGGUAUUUGUCUUCUUCUAGACGUUGAUGAUAUUGACCGUUUUCUACAGUUCAAUCAGCUCCAGGAUGGUGGGGCCCAGUUACGGCAGAGGCGGCAAGUCCUUCUGGAAGGUUUAGCAACGUCGCUUCAACUUGUUGACCCGUUUAGCAAGAACGGUCAAACGGAUGAGUCGGCUCAAAAGGACGAUUUCAUCUUUUUACGGCUGGUUUCUCUUUCAAAGGGACGGAAGCUGAUUUCAAGUUAUCUCAAACAUCUUGACCCGGAAAGCGAGUUGACUCGUGUGGUUUGCAUGACAAUUUUCCGCCAUUUAAGGUUUUUAUUUGGAGUUGUUCCUGUUGAUCCACAAGCAGCAGAAACUAUUAAUAAUCUUGUAAUUACCGUUUCGUCUUCGGUUCGUGGGAUGGAGCUUAGAUCACUCGGUACCUGUCUUGCAUCUGUUGUUUGUUCUCCAGAGCAGCCCCCACUUCGUCCUCUUGGAAGUCCUGCGGGGGAUGGGGCUUCUGUUGUGUUAAAAUCUGUACUCGAAAGAGCAACCGAGCUUUUAACCGACCCAAAUGCUGCCACUAGCUGCAGCCCAACAAAUCGGGCUUUUUGGCAGGCAUCUUUUGACGCUUUUUUUGGGCUUCUCACCAAAUAUUGUGUUAGUAAAUAUGAAAGUGUUGUCCAGUCGUUGCUGAGUCAGGGGUGUGGUCCAUCUGAGAUGGCGGUUAUGGGGUCAGAUGCUGCAAAAGCUAUUAGUCGGGAAAUGCCCAUUGAACUCUUACGGGCCAGCCUUCCUCAUACAAACGAAAACCAGAGGAAGGUGUUACUUGAUUUUGCUCAACGGUCCAUGCCUGUUCAUAGCGCUUGAUAUAAUCAGGUACUGCGAAACAAAUGAAGAUAUGAAAAAAUUACAUGAUGAACUGAUUGAUGAAUAAGACAGAACAAUGAAGCAUGCUGUUGGUGAUAUAAGGUUGGCUUUGACUUUGGUCAAAGAACCGAUGAGCAUGCACAGUUGAUAAUAGAAAGUAAGUUUGGUUCUUUUAUUACAAUGUUUACAUGUGUUUUAUGAUGAAACUUAGUUGUGUACUUGUUUAAAUUUUGUUAUUGGGGGGUGGUGGAAAAAGGAGCUUGUUUUGUUGCGCUCUUAUGACAUGUUGAUCCAUGCCUUGUAGUAGUAAUGAGGAUUUAGAAGGUUAGAAAUGUGUAUAGGGUUUGGAGCCAUUGAUAUUCAAGGAGACGGGAAGCCUGUUAAGUUUUUCAAAUGAAUCCUCUUUUGACAAUUUUUGAAUUUUUGUUUUGUUUUGCAUAUGUUGUGAUGUUCAUUAUGGAAUUGAACUUCUAACCACAAUCAGAUGAUUGGUUUUGGUU